AUGAAUAAAAGUCCAUCAGCUCUUCUUUCAGGAAAAUCAUCCAAAAACCAAUUCAACUUUCCAGAUCAAUUAAUUUUGCCAAUACCUGCAUCAAGCAGUCCAAAACGUCCGGAAAGACUCACAUCAAGACCUCCAAGCGGAAUUUUAUACAUACAUUUUCUCGAUAAUCCAGAAUUUGAGAUAGAAUUUUUCGAAGAAGAGCCUAUAAAAUCUCUUAAACUACGAAUUGCUCACUUUGCUAAAGCAGAUUUAUCCAAUUUCAAUCUUUCCUCUAGAAAUGGUACAUUAAACAUAGGAAAGAAGGUCAGUGAUUAUGGAAUCAGAGCAUCAUCUCAUAUAAUUGUUCUAGAAAAUCAAGCUCACAGAAAUCAUCAGAUAAAAUUGAGGGAAGAAUGGAUUGAAAACAGAAAACAAAGAAGAAGUUUAGGACGUCUGAAUAUUAGUGCUAAGUUCCUUAGCAACUUAAACCAUCGAAAUAACAUUAAAUUACAAAUCGCAGAAAAGGAUAAAGAUAUGCAGCUAUAUAAAUCAGUUGAAACAUUUUUCAACGAAAUUAACCAGGAUAUGUUUUAA
Molecule: messenger RNA, 573 nt
Organism: Trichomonas vaginalis G3
Lineage: Eukaryota; Parabasalia; Trichomonadida; Trichomonadidae
Product: ubiquitin-like family
Exons: 1
Coding region: 1-573 (190 amino acids)
Source: RefSeq, a predicted model, not a curated record